Messenger RNA from Morchella sextelata, 2820 nucleotides. RefSeq lists its product as uncharacterized. The transcript is spliced from 5 exons. NCBI's taxonomy places the organism in Eukaryota, Fungi, Ascomycota, Pezizomycetes, Pezizales, Morchellaceae. Bases 1 to 2820 code for a protein of 939 amino acids. The record is from RefSeq and is a predicted model, not a curated record.
AUGACUACGUCCUCUUUCGAGACCCCCCAACCAUCCCCCAGACCCUCUCUAGACGAGGGGGGUCGAAUGCUACAACAUCACCCGGAGCCCCAAUCACCAUUUAGACUUGACGAGGAGCUUCAUUUCGACUUUCCACCUGUUCCUUUAUCUGCAUCUGCCCACAAGACGCAUUUUACACACCUUCCACACGAUAACAGUAACUCUACGGGAAUUGCUUUGCCAAGACCGCGUGUUGGAGGCUCAGGUGAGCACGGCUGGGAAAGGGGUGGAGACCAACCAUUGUCGAAACAAGUAAAGAGGAGGAUGAUGGAGCAGGAUAUUGCAACGAGGGAAUCUUUUGAGAAUUUACCUGGAGCCGACCGGCUGGCAAAGCAAAAGAGCAUGGAACGGGGAAUACUGGUGGGGUUACCUCCUCCGGGAAAAUCACCUCAAGGCAAGAGGGCAGCAAGCAACGGUGAAAGAAGAGCUGGGCCUGGCCGAAGGACACCUCCGAUUAUUGGGCCCCCGCCGCCUGGUUUGAGGAUGCCGUUGGCAUUUAAUUCUAUUGCUAGAGAGCGGGGGUUCUCUACCGGUUCCCAUACCCCGGGUCCGAAUGAGUUUCCUCCGAUACAGCCUCACCCUCGACAUCCGUCAACUCCACGCGGUCCAUACCCCUCAAGCUCUGCCCCAGAUCUGUACGGUAUAAAUAACAGUGAGAACCGACAUUAUCCCCAUCGGAGAGACCCACGGAGCACGCCGAGAUCUCACCCGUUUUCUCCUCCGCACGCGCCGUACAGUAAUGACACUAGUGCUGUGUCGAGUGCCAACACCUCGCCUCACAGCUCUAUCGGGCCUUUAGGCGCCGUCGACGAGAUGCGCGGUUCGUUCCGAUCGGCACUCUUUACCGACGACUUUCACCGUUCAAGCACACCAACAAGUAUAUCAGAGCGGACUGAAGACAGCCAUGCUAUGACAGUUGACGAAGCUAUUGGUAUGUACGGCAGCGACACAGACGAAGAAUCGAUUAUGCGGGAAGCGCGAGACGAAGAAUACAGAGAAGAGGAGAACAGAAGAAGCAAGGGCGACUCGGUACUUGGCGGUGCGACCUCAAGACACAACUCAGUGUCGGACGGACUGAGUGCGAGGGGAAGUCACGGCGAUUCGUUGAUGAGCGGAGUUUCUAGGCAAGGAAGUUUCGAAAACAUCGAACGAGUUAGGAGUAAGGGUGAUUCAGUGCUAGGAGGAGAAGUUUCGCCCAGGACAAGGUCGAGGUUAUCGGAGAGCGAGAUGGCGCUCCAUGAGCCGGAUUCUCCGCGCCAGAGUGCGGAUUUUGUAGAAGUUGAAAAGAUGGAAGUACUAUGUGUUGACAGCCAGUUGGAUGUUGAAGAACAAAGUCGCCGAAGUGGUACCGAAGAAGAUAGAAUGGUCUCAGAAGAGGAAGAUGCGCACUCAGAACCCCUGGCAACAAGUGAGGUACUGGACACCAUCCCUAGAUCACCCGAGAUGUCGCCAGCAUUCAAGCCCCAGUCGUUACCCGAAGUCCCACCACCUGCAAUCCAAAUGCCUUCAAAGAAUCCAACAGUUGCCAUCAACCAAUCACCCAAAGAUCCUCGUGAUCGUUACGGAUUCCGAAAGCAAACACAAUACGUUACUCUCGCAGAAUACGAGGAAUGGAACGCGCGUUAUGAGGAGACUUUGGACAGGCGAAGAAAGAAGUGGGAAGUACUGCUGAGAGAGUCUGGGUUAUCAUAUGGAGAGGGAGGACCUGUCAGAUUUCCGCCAAAGUCCAACAAGGUCAAGCGAUACAUCCGCAAGGGUAUCCCCCCAGAGUGGAGAGGUGCAGCUUGGUUUUGGUAUGCCGGUGGUCAGAAAGUGUUGAGUAAAAAUGCUGGCCUUUAUGAAGAAUUGGUAAACAAAGGAUUGGACUCCCCGGAUUCGGAGCUCAUCGAAAGAGAUCUUCAUCGCACUUUCCCCGAUAAUAUCAAGUUCAAGCCCGACCCACCGCCAGGUGCAAAAAGGUUGUCAAAAGUACAGCAACAACAGCUAGAGACGCCAAUUGUUCAACAGUUAAGGCGUGUCUUGGUAGCGUUUUCACGAUAUGUUCCAAAGAUUGGGUACUGUCAGAGUUUGAACUUUUUGGCCGGAAUGUUACUUCUGUUCAUGACUGAAGAGAAAGCAUUUUGGAUGCUGUGGAUUCUCACCCACCAGCAUCUUCCUGGAACCCAUGAAGUUAACCUUGAGGGAUCAAGCGUUGAUCAAUGGGUUCUCAUGAUGAGUGUAAGAGAAAGCUUGCCUCAGAUUUGGAGUAAGAUUGGUGGUGAGCUGGACGGGAGUGAUUUUGAUCCAACUUCAACAAAGCUACCACCUAUCACACUGUGCACAUCUUCAUGGUUCAUGAGCGGGUUCAUUGGGUCUUUGCCUACAGAGAGUGUUCUGAGAGUUUGGGAUUGCUUUGAAGGAUCAAAAACCCUCUUCAGAAUAGCUCUAGCGGUAUUCAAAACCGGCGAACCCCAAAUCAAGGCUGUCAGCGACCCCAUGGAGAUCUUCCAGGUUGUUCAGACUAUCCCAAGGAAAAUUAUCGAUGCUGGUGCCCUGAUUGAGGGAUGCUACAGACGUCGAAAUGGAUUCGGUCAUAUCAGCCAGGAGACAAUCGACCUUAGACGGCAAGAUAGAAGGGACACAUUUGCGGCAGAAAGGGCUGCUAUCGCGAAGGGAGGCGUUAGAGCCUCAAAAGACGAUGCAUCUAUGAGAACUGGUCUUGGACACGUAAAUAACGGUCUCGGUGCUCACGGAGGUCAUGACAUUGGCAGGAGAUUCAAGAAGAUCUUGGUCAAAGCAUAG